Messenger RNA from Symbiodinium sp. CCMP2456, 3788 nucleotides. NCBI's taxonomy places the organism in Eukaryota, Dinophyceae, Suessiales, Symbiodiniaceae. The record is from the annotation of a GenBank genome assembly.
AUGGCCCGAGCGGAGGUUGUCCAGACUGUGCUUUCGGCAGCGCCGCGGUUGCACUCCGCUUUGCAGCAGAAGUUCCCGGGCAAGGAGUUGCGCGUGGAGAUCUGCUCGGCCGACGACAUUCGGAUGCUGUUGCAGCAUGCAUCGAGAAUGUCGGAGAAGGAAAUGCGGCGCGCCAAGUUCCGCUUCCUUCGCGACAACGGCUGUCUCUUCAAUUACCGCUUAGAGCCUACUCUGGGAGUGUUCUAUCGAGAACAGGAUGGAGUGAUCUACCUGAUGUGGAACAGUUGCUACACAGAGGCGGGCCAAGUCAGCGUCGGCUUCCAGGGUGAGGACUGCGACGAAUCCUUCUUCGCCCGGCUGGAUCGCACGGUGACCGGAGCGCAUCAGUCCAGGCUCGGCCUUCCAUUGCGCUCGUCCGUCCUCCUGUGUGCUGACUGGUGCUACAUCGCCUGGAGCCGAGAGUUGAUGCAAGUGCCUGUGUCCGAGUGUGCAUUUUGCAUUCAAGCCUCGUUUGCCAGCAUGCCGUCGUCGGCGGCUAGGGACGCAGCCAUAGAGCUCGUGCUAUGCGAAGUUUUUGGCGGCGGAGGAGACUUCUGGCGCCUGGGGGUGCGGGUCUUUGCAACAGUGAGCGCAGGCGCCUGCUACCGCAGGAUGCUCGCCUUGGUGCAUCCGGACAAAAACAACAGCAGCCCUCGCAGCACCCAGGCGACCCGGCGCCUCCUCGAACUCUGGGAGAACUUCUCCGGCAUGUCGGACCUCUGGUGGGAGUCCAUGAUGGCGAACACGCGCCCCGGCGCCACCAACUUCGUCAGCUUCGGCAUCUUCGGCGCCUCCGCCGACUGCAAAGGCCUCUGCGCCGACUUCCUCAACGCCCCCGCCGGCGUCUUCGGGCUCUGCGCCGACUUCUUCAACGUCCCCGCCGACUGGAUCUUCGCCCCCGGCUGCAAAAAGGCACCUCCGACUGCAAAGGCUGCGUCGUCGGCAAAGGCAUCUGCGCCCCCGCCGGGUCCGGAGCCUCAGGACGACUACAUGGGGGACGAGGGCGACCCGGAGCCCGGGUGCGAGGACGGCAAGAUGGCCGGAUGGCUGCGCUACGAGCCGGCCAAUGCGUCCGAGCUCGACAGGGCCCUGAACUCCGACGCAGUGCGGCGCUUUGCGGAGUUCAACCUCUUCGAGAUCCUGCUGAGUCUGCGCCGCCGCCUGGUGAAGGUCAGCAACGGCGUCGGCCUGCUGCCGGUUUGGCAGCGUGAGAGCCGGCACCCGCCGGGCCUGCCGGGCCGUGUCUUCUGCGGCAUCGGGCGCCUGCCGCGGCCGGACGAAGUGGGCGGCAAGCGCAAGGCCGACGAGGAGAAGCGGGAGGAAUUGCAAGCCGCGCGGGCGGCACUCAUCGCCCAGCUGCCGAAGGCCAUCCAGAGGGAACUGCUUGUGCUGGAGCUGCCGGAGGCCUUGGUGGGCCGCAGCGCCUUCUCCUACCCGCGGCUCGUGAAGUACUUCUGCAGGCACGCCCUCAACGUGGUGGAGGUGGACUUGGUGAACAGCUUCUACCAGUUGCUCUCCAAAGAGAUCGAGCUUCCGGAGGUCUUGAAGAACUACGUGACCUACCGAGAGGCGACCCUCCAGGUGCUCCUGUCGGGCCUCAACUCUCACAGGGCCGACUACGAGAACAAAGCCGCGAAGGAAGCACGCCGUCGGGCGGCCAAAGCCGACGAGCGGAGGCCCUGGGCCGAGGAGGACGAGCCCGAGAUCUUGCAGCCCAGCAAGCCCCUGACCCGGCAGGAUGCAAAGGGCCUGCUCAUCGCCCUGGCUGGGCUUCGGCAUGUCGGCGAGCAAUUGGUGCUCCAAGCACCUCGGCUUCGUUCCCCGGAGCGCGGAGCCCGACCCCCUGCUGGACCUUCUCAACGAAAUCGAGAAGGCCGUGAACUCCGUGCUGAUGAAGUGCCGGGAGGGCCUCAGUCCGGAAGCGCGGGCGUGGCACAGGGCCCGCAAUCGCGGCUUGGCGUCCAUGGGGUACUCCAAGUACGCCGCCCUGGAGCGCCGCGCCCUGGAGGCCUUCAGGCGGGCUGCAGGAGACGACCUGGUGGCUUUGGAGCACGACGGGGUCGCCGUGGCGCGGGAGAGUGCCGCGCCGCCGCGGCCGCGGACUUGGGCUUGGAAGUGGCCAUCAAGGAGACGCCGGACCCCUUGCAGUACGCGGCCGAGGAGCACCCGGAGUUCAACUGGAGCCUGCAAGCGAAGCGGUCCUACCGGGAGUUUGCGCAAGUGAGGGACGCCUGCCUCGCCCACAUCUCCAUGCGGCGGGUGCGGCCCAACGGCUCCGACUUCGCGGACUUCGUGGCCUCCCUCUUGGCUCCCGUGGUGAAUGUGCCCCACGAGGACGGCGAGAAGCGCACCACCUUCGAGUUCUUCGACGGCAAGGGUUUUUGGGUUCCGAAGCACAAGGACGACAUGGGGGCCCUCAUCCGCAUCAGCUUGAAGAACCUGUCGCGGCCCGCCUACGGAGGUCCCUUCACGCCGCCGGAGCCGCUCAACGACAGCUGCUGGACCAAGAGCCUGGUGGACGAAGUCUUGGGCUUGCUUAGCGGGCACACCAUGGCUGCGCUCGACUCCGACAGGACUCGAGGAAAGGUCCUGUACUCGGACGGCGUGGUGGUGGACUUCGCCACGGGGGAGCGGAGGCAGGCGCAGCCGGGCGACCGCAUGUCGCUGCACGCCGAGGCCAGCUCGGUAGCCUGGGUGCCGCCUGUGGACACGCACCUCUUCAGCAAAGUGGAGACCUUCCUCCGGACGCGCAAGCAAACCUUGGAGGAGAACGAGGAAGGGCUUGCCGUGGUGGACGCCUUCGAGGAGCUGAAGCCCCACUCCGCCCUGCUCAGGCUCCUUCGGAAGUAUGGCUCGUGGUUGCAGGUGCUCUACAUCCUCCGCCUCUUCGCCCGGGCCAUCGUGGCUUUGGAGCGCCUGUGCGAGCUCUUCUACCUCCACGGGCCGGGAUCUUCAGGCAAGGACGUGCUCAUGCUGAUCUUGCUCCGCUUCCUGGGCUACGAGCCGCAGCACUACGGGCUCCUGGUCAGUGGCCGCUACUUCGUGGCGGGGGCCAAGAGCGGCAAAGAAUCGGCCUCCCCCCAGUUAGACCAAAUGCGGGGGAAACGGUUUAUCUGGGGGUCAGAGGUGCCUGAGCAUGAGGAUUUAGACACAGACUUUUUAAAAGCUCUGUGCGAACAAGGUGGGGCACCGCUGACGGGGAGAGGCCUCUACAGGAAUCCCCGGAGCUUUCGGCCCAUGGGCGUGUUCUGUGCCACCAGCAACUUCCCGCCGAAGGUCAAGCAGAUAGACGACGACGGCUGGGCCCGCCGAGCUCGGGAGUGGCAGACGGAGGCUCGCUUCGUGGCCAGGCCCAGCAAGAUCACGGAGCACAAGGCCGACGACUCGCUCAAGAAGAAGAUCAACGACGGCUACUUCCACGCGGAGAUGAACUUCUUCGCCCUCGGCCUCUUUAACUCCUUGUCCGAGGAGUUGAAUCCCGGCACGGAGCUCUUGCCCAAGCCUCCGCAGAUGGUCCUUUUGGAGGAGCAGAACCGCGAGAACGUGAAGACCGUGGACAAGUUCCUCGCGGAGUACUGUGAGAGGGUGUCCCAGCUGAACCACGGCUCCCCGUGGAGCGCAUUCGUGGAGGCGCUCAAGGGCUACUUGGACUGCGACCGGAAAGUGGCGCGGACCAGAUUGACCAGCGCCGGGAUCAAGAUGCACAACGCCGGCGUGAAGAACGUGCCCACGGACAACCAGGGCACUUG